Molecule: messenger RNA, 1498 nt
Organism: Pseudogymnoascus destructans
Lineage: Eukaryota; Fungi; Ascomycota; Leotiomycetes; Thelebolales; Thelebolaceae
Exons: 2
Coding region: 1-1089 (362 amino acids)
Biological process (GO): intracellular manganese ion homeostasis
Cellular component (GO): fungal-type vacuole membrane
Molecular function (GO): manganese ion transmembrane transporter activity; iron ion transmembrane transporter activity
Source: RefSeq, a predicted model, not a curated record
AUGUCGCUCGUCUUUCUCAAAAACCUAUUUCUAUUUUCCCGCCCCUCCAGCACCUCGUCCUCGCCAUCGUCAAUACCCUCCCACACACCCGCAUCAAACAAAUCGCUCUGCGCCCACGCGUCGCAAACAGAGCACUCCCCCCUCCUCUCCUCCCCGCCCUCACCACCAACAUCAACCUACUCCACCACCACCACCACCUCCACGGACAUCGAAUCCCUCACGCCCUCGUCGCACCCAAGCCCCUUCACCUUCCCGCGCAUCGAUGCAAGAUUGAUAAGUGAUGCGACGAUAGGGUUGAGCGAUGGGUUAACGGUGCCUUUUGCGUUGACAGCGGGGUUGAGCGCGUUGGGGGAUACGAGGGUGGUGAUUUAUGGGGGGCUGGCGGAGUUGGUUGCUGGGGCGAUAAGUAUGGGACUUGGGGGGUGGUUGGGGGCGAAGAGUGAGCUUGCCAGUUACAACGCCACAGAAGCCCAGACAGCGGCGCGAAUCGCAGCAGCGCCAGCGAGUCUAGGUGACGAACUAACCGCCCUCUUCGAACCCUACGACAUCCCCCCCAGCACCCUCGCGCCCCUCACAGCACACCUCCUCACCUCCCCAUCCCUCCUCCCCUUCCUCAUGCGAAUCGAACACUGUCUCCCCCCCCCCUCCCCCCACCGCGCGCUCGCAUCGGCAUUGACGAUCGCAUCGGCGUAUUUUCUGGGGGGCUUGGUGCCGCUGGUGCCGUAUUUUUUUGUGGAGGAGGUGGAGAGGGGGUUGUGGGUUAGUGUGGCGGUUAUGGCGGUUGCGUUGUGGGUGUUUGGGUGGGUGAAGACGGGGGUUUGUGGGGGGGGGAAUUGGGAGAGGGUGAAGGGGGGGGAGAGAUGGUGGUGGUUGGGGGGGUGGCGGCGGGGGCGGCGAUGGGGUUGGUUAGGGCUUUUGGGGCGGGGGGAUGAGAACGACGGAAUGAUUAUUGAUGAAAGGGAUCUGUGCCAUGAGCGUGGGGAUAUAUAUCAUUUCAACCGCGGCUGGGGCGGUAACGGCUCAGCAUGGACCAUAGAAGAACAGAUGGAGUCUUGUUCAGGAUGCCGGUAUCCUUUUGGUGAUGCAUGAUCUCCCCAUCCCAUCACCGCCGCUGCAGGAUAGUCAUCAGCCAUCGGCACUGCUUCACCCCCUGCCCGGCAGCGCGAGCUGGACCCAACAUGCAGGGGACGGAACAAUGAGGCUGAGGUAUCGAAAUGAGAGACAGAGUCUGGGCGCGUCUGGGCGCGUCAGGGCGGGGGAUGGGGAACGUCCCGCCGAUACGAGGCACACAUGACGGGCCACAUCACGCCCCGUCAGUGAGCGUCGGUGGGACAGAGCUCUCCCCAGUGGCCGUUUCCUAAAAUAGACCCCAUUUGCCGUUCGGUCAGGCGGGGAGAUGAUGCGGCGCAGCAGCAGGUGGGGGCAAUAGGCAAUAAGGGACUUAAUAAUAGUAGGUAGUUUUUGCCCCAUUCUGACGGAUUUGGGCUCGAUUGGGUAG